Molecule: messenger RNA, 1662 nt
Organism: Chironomus riparius
Lineage: Eukaryota; Metazoa; Arthropoda; Insecta; Diptera; Chironomidae
Source: the annotation of a GenBank genome assembly
AAACAAACGAAACGUUUACAGCACGAAAAAACAUAAAUAAAGAAGAAAAAUAUCAAAUAAUCUUGAUUAAACAAUGGAAAGCUUAUUAGAAAUUCAAAGAAGAUGUCACGAAGAAAGAGAACGACUGCAGAAGAUCAUGACUGAUGAGUUUAUGGACAAGAAACUGUCAGAAAAGGACAAAAUUUUUUCAGAAAAUCGCAUAAAAAUUUAUUUGAAUCAAUAUGUGGAUACAUCAUCUAGACUUGCUGAUUUGUAUGAGGACAAAGAAGGUGAAAGAAAAGCUGAAAUUUCAGCAUUGUCUGGUCCAAACGAAUUUACAGAAUUUUAUUCGCGUUUGAAGAGCAUUAAAGAGUUCCAUAAAAAGCAUCCAGAUGAAAUUAGUAUUCCUCUGUCUACUGAAUUUGAACAAAUGGCAAAAACGUAUCAGCAAGCAGAUGCUUUGAGUCUUUUAGUAGAAUUUACGGAUGAAGAAGGGUUUGGCAAGUAUCUGGAUCUUCAUGAAUCGUAUGACAAAUAUAUUAAUUUGAAAAGCGUUGAAAAGAUUGACUACAUCACAUAUCUCAUGAUUUUUGAUCAUCUUUAUGACAUUCAAAAAGAUCGAAAGAAUGCCGAGUAUAAAAAGUAUGUAGAUUUCCUAUUUGAUUAUCUUUAUGGAUUUAUUACGCGUAUAAAGCCAUUGUUGGACAUAAAUAAGAAUCUUGAUCAAGUAAGAGGCGAUUUUGAAAAACAGUGGAAUGCUGGAUCUUUUCUUGGAUGGCCAAAAGAGACAGAAAGUGCUCUUGCAAAUGUUGGAGCUGCUCUUGAUUUGUCUGCAUUCACAAGUUGGGAAGAAUUGGCUUCACUCGGUCUAGAUCGUUUAAAAUCAGCUUUAAUGGCUUUGGGAUUAAAAUGUGGAGGGACUUUAGAAGAAAGAGCACAACGUUUGUUCAGUACUAAAGGCAUGAAACAAAUUGAUACAACUUUAUUGUCCAAGAAAAGUGCACUAGGCAAAAAUGCAUCAAGAAUGUCCAAGGAACAAGAAAGACAAAAAGAAAUUGCAUUAGUUGAAGCUCAAAUUUAUCAUCUUAGUGAAUAUUUAAAGGACCAAAGAUCAGCAACAAAAGAAAAUGUUCAACGAAAGCAGGCUAGAGGUGAUGGUGAAAGAAACGACAGCGAUAAUGAAGCAAGCGAUUCUGAAUCAGAAGAAGAGGAAGACGAUGCAGACGGAGUUCCGUAUAAUCCGAAAAACUUACCACUUGGAUGGGAUGGAAAGCCAAUUCCUUACUGGUUAUAUAAAUUGCAUGGCUUGAAUAUUAAUUACAAUUGCGAAAUUUGUGGAAAUUUCACAUAUAAAGGUCCAAAAGCCUUCCAACGUCACUUUAGUGAAUGGAGACAUGCUCACGGAAUGAGAUGCUUAGGAAUUCCAAAUACAGCACAUUUUGCGAAUGUCACACAAAUUGAAGAUGCAAUACAAUUAUGGGAAAAAAUCAAGCAACAAAAGAAUCAGGAACGUUGGGUGCCUGAACAGAAUGAAGAGUUUGAAGAUUCUCUGGGAAAUGUCGUAACAAAAAAGACAUAUGAGGAUCUUAAGCGUCAAGGCUUAUUGUAAAUUUGUCUCUAGUAUUUAAUGCAUUUUCCAAUUUUACAUGUAAGAAAUAAUAAAAUAAAGUUUAAUAAACAUAA